GGCAGCGACGGCGAUGACGACGAUGCGCGGCGGUUAGUAAACUUUUGUACACGGUCUGACCGACACGCCUGUUGCCACUGUUGACGUUGCCGUCGUCGUCCACCUAUCCUUCCGUCCGUCAAAGCAUAUUAUACAAAUUAAUUAUUAGACAGAAAGACGACACCACCACUGUUAUGCAAUCCGUUCGACGUUUAUUAGCGUGCACGUUCGUCGCGAUCGCUGUAUGCAGGUGCAUUGGCGCCCCAUCCUGUUCGCCAGAUAAGCUAGCCAGGUACCGGGUGGUGGUACGAACGUUCUGGACUCGUGACCGGUUCCCAAAACAUUUCCCUGAAUGGAGACCACAAGCCCAGUGGAGUAAAGUCGUGGGCAGGUCGCAUUCUAGAGGUUAUACCAUGUUCCGAGAAGGCACGCCAGCAUCUGAAAGUGUUCGCAUGUUCGCUAAGACCGGGCGCAGUGACAAAUUGGACGAUGGCGGUGGUGAAGGUUUGAUUGGAGGGAAUGGUGGACGAGCAGCCGAAGAUAUGGUACUGAAUACUUUUGUAGCGCCCAGCGUAUCGACAGGAGCUGCCUGGACUCAAUCUCAGUUCUUCGUUGAUGGAAAUCAUUCUAGGGUGUCAUUGAUGUCACGCAUGAUUCCAUCUCCGGAUUGGUUUAUUGGUAUAGAUUCGUUUGAUCUGUGCGUGAAUGGAAACUGGCUCGACAGCAUCACUAUUGAGGCUGAUCCAAUUGACGCGGGAUGCGACAAUGGCUUCACGUUUACCGCGCCGAACUGGCCCACCGAUCCACAGGGCAUUGUAUACCGAAUAAAAAGCAACUAUCCAUCACACCCUGCCAGCUCUUUUUAUUAUCCACAGUUCAAUCGGUUACCCACCAUAGCGACUUUUCAAUUUAUAAAAAUCAAAGAAUACGAACAAUCUUUGAACGGUAGAGGACAGGCAUCAGACCCCACGGUAAAAAUCGAAGAGAGCGUUAUUAAAGUUUUAAAUGGUGACAGUGAUAGCGAUCGUGAGGUACAACUGGAAAUGGAACAGCAAAGACGAGAACAAGAGUACAAUAACUAUAAAAGUAUUGGCGAUGAUAAAGUAUUGGUUUCCAAUAACGUUACAUCGUCCAUAUCAAUACCAAAAGGUAAUAAAGAAGCGUUGAUGAACAGUAUUUUGGACAAUUAUCAUGUUCAAAAACAUAAGAAAACUCACAAAAAAUCAAGGUACCGGGACUGCAGAUUAGGUGUCUGGUCUGAAUGGAGUGCAUGCAGCGUGUCAUGUGGUAUCGGCGAAAUGCAGAGGCGCAGAGAAGUGAUAAAACACCCAAGAGGAGCAGGACGGCAGUGUCCACCAUUGUUGCAGACCAAAUGGUGUGGGAGCGCCAAAGACUGUCCCUCACAAACACAUUUUGAGUGGUAAUAAUACAAGUUACAAUAACAUAUAUCAUAUUAUGUUUUGUAUGUUGUUAUAAUAAUAUUAUAUUAUAAUAAAUGUAUACUGUACAUCAAAUAAUUAAUAAUAAUUUUAUUUUAUAAAAAACAUCAUUUCACAAAAUGUUAAUCAAUAACUGAUUCAGAAUUACGAUUUCCUAAAUUCCUAAAACACUUUUCGCGUACAACAUAUAGGUAGUAUUAUAUAUUAUAAUAUAUAUUGUUAUUUAAAACGCUAAUUGCACUCCAAGUAUCGACAACUAAAUCGUGUCACUAGCCUUAUUUAUCGCCAACCUCCUUCAUGCAAUAUUUUAUUUAAGUUUUGUCUCCUUAUAUUUUAAGACAGAAUUGUAAAAUUGACUGUAAAAUAUUUAAUUGUAUAGAUAAGGUAUAGGUUUAUCAAAAACUUUAGAUCAAUUUAAGAUUAUAUUAUAUUAUAUUAUAUUUACAACAGUACCUUUGUAUGUUAAGACGUGUAUUAUAUUAUUUAUUUUCCAUUCAAGUGGCCAAGCUAAUUAUGAAUUAAAAUUAAGAUAAUAAUUACGUUUUUGACAUCAAAUAUGAUAAUAAUAUUGUAUGUAUUAAUUUUACGAGAGCAAAAAUUUGUAUAAUCUCACCAUUGUAUUAUUUAACGUCUGGCAUAGAUAUUGUGGUUUUUUUUUUCGAACGAAAUAACUAUUAUUAAAAAGACGUACUUAAUAUUGUUGUAAUAAGCAAACUAAUUAUUAGAUUUUUAAAAUCUAUUAAAAAUUGAUUAUUUAUAUAAUUCAUUUUAAUAAUUUAUCUUCUUAGUAUUUUAUUGUGUAAUAUAUUUUUAGAAUACCACGUUCAGUAUGAUUAAAAUAAUUGUAUUUUGUAUAAUAUAGGUUAUGUAUCAUUGAUUGUAAAAUGAUAAUAUGUAUUUUUUAUUAUAAUGUAAUAUUGUAUUAGUAAUUUAAUUUGACUAUUUAAUUGUAAUUUAGAUGUACCGGAAUUAUGAAAAAAACAUACUUACCUAUAUCAUAAUAAUACAUAAUAAUUUAGGUAAUAAAAUAUGGUGUUAUAAUUAAUUGUGGAUUGUGAUAAACAAUAUUAUCAUACUAAUUUUUUUUUUUUACUUUCAUCUAUAAUUGUCCAUAAGUUGUAGUUAUUUUUUCUAAUUACCCUUUGACUGCGUAUAUGAGUAUAUAAUAAUAAUUUUUAUUAUAAUUAUUAUUAUAAUAUAAACACAUAAAUACAUAAUCAUAUCAUUGUAUUUAUAAUAUAUCAUAUCAUACAGAUAUUAUAUUCUUAAA
Molecule: messenger RNA, 2688 nt
Organism: Rhopalosiphum padi (bird cherry-oat aphid)
Lineage: Eukaryota; Metazoa; Arthropoda; Insecta; Hemiptera; Aphididae
Gene: mspo
Product: spondin-2
Exons: 7
Coding region: 174-1403 (409 amino acids)
Source: RefSeq, a predicted model, not a curated record